AUUUCGUUUCUGGAGAUAAACAAAGAAGACGCCAUAUAUUACACAAGGUAUUAGGUAUACGCGAUUGCGGUAUGGCGUUCUCCAUGGUCAAAUUAUACAGCUGGUACAACGAAACUUAUGCGGAAAUCGGAGACUGCCGUACAAUCUGACCACGUUUUAAAGUUUGUGUAUGACAAAGAUGCGCAGUUUAUAAGGGGAAUUGUGCAAGCCUCCAUGCGAGACCGGAGCUACAGGUUACUAUUACUCUUGGUUCUAACUACACAGUUGAACAGAGUACCUGUGAAUGUGUACAUGGGAUGGACAAAUGUCACCAUAAAGCCAGCAUUCUUCUCUAUGGCAAUGCAUUGGAUACUAUCCCCCGAGCCGCCUGUGCCCACACUUGCAGUGCCUCUAGUUGAAGACCUCAUCUCUAGCCAGGAAUUUAUUUCUGCAGAGAAUCCAAUCGCUUGGAUGAAGCAAAAAUUAAUGAUAAAUGAGCAAGAAAUCCAACAGAUUGCCUGUCUUACCACUGGUCAAAAGGAAAAUUGCAUGUGGUCAUCUGUUAGGAAGAAUAGAUCAACAGCUUCAAACUUUGGUUGUGUUUUGGCAGCGAUCAAGAGAAAUAGAUAUCCUGUCUCCUUAUACAAAAGAUUAUGCUCAGCUUAUGAUCUGUCAAAGAAGGAUGCCAUUAUUUGGGGGACGUGCAAUGAAAAAGUCGCAAUUGAAAAGUAUAGAACUUUUGGGGAUGCAGUUGUAGAGCCAACAGGUAUCUGGCUACACUGUAAUGGGGUUCUUGGGUCAAGCCCCGAUGGACUCAUUCGUUGUCCUGCUGCAUUCGGAUUCAGCUAUCAGAAUCCAGGACUCGCUGACAUAUUAGAGAUGUCAAACGUUAAGCCAGAAAUACUGGAGGUGAAAUGCCCCUUUUCAGCAAAGAAUAUGACAAUUCCAGAAGCUAUUGAAAAAGUACACGAUUUCUGCCUAGGUAAUAAUAGUGUAGGUUCAGGAUUUUAAUGGAGUCAAGUCCUUCAAGCUAUGAGAGAAC
Messenger RNA from Saccostrea cuccullata (small rock oyster), 1021 nucleotides. RefSeq lists its product as uncharacterized. The transcript has 7 exons. NCBI's taxonomy places the organism in Eukaryota, Metazoa, Mollusca, Bivalvia, Ostreida, Ostreidae. The coding region runs from base 118 to 990 and encodes 290 amino acids. The record is from RefSeq and is a predicted model, not a curated record.